Candida albicans SC5314 is the source of this 1821-nucleotide messenger RNA. RefSeq lists its product as uncharacterized. Gene Ontology annotation, biological process: phosphatidylethanolamine biosynthetic process; phosphatidylcholine biosynthetic process. Gene Ontology annotation, molecular function: choline kinase activity; ethanolamine kinase activity. The record is from RefSeq and is a predicted model, not a curated record. Lineage: Eukaryota; Fungi; Ascomycota; Pichiomycetes; Serinales; Debaryomycetaceae. Gene Ontology annotation, cellular component: cytoplasm. The coding region runs from base 1 to 1821 and encodes 606 amino acids. The transcript has a single exon.
AUGUUAUUAUCCGGUUCUCCUACACAACAACAACAACAACAUCAGAAAGAGAAUGGAUCUGAUUCAAUAUUUUCAGCAGACGAAUUUGUCUCGGCAUACUGUUUUAUAUCGCAUGAUAAGGUCAAUUUAAUCCCUGUAACCACGGAUAAUGUGGAUGAUGAAGAUGAAGACAACAAUAGCCAUAAUGGAAAUAACAUUACAACUCCACACAUUACUAUCAAUGAUCUUCAUCAUGAAGCCAUUGAAGAUCAUGCUGAUUUUACUCCUGAUAAAUUGUAUUUGAAAAAUAAAAAUUUACUUUAUAGUCUCAACAAUCCUUCAAUUUCCGACGUUGAAGUAGAAAAUAACAACAUCAACAACAACAACAACAGCAACAAUACCAAUGGUUCUAGUAUACCGUCAACAUCUAAAGAUUCAUAUACUCCAUCUCCAUCAUCUUCACCUCUGUCAUCUUCCUUAUCGACACCGUCAUUAAAUAACAACAUCAAGAAAAAGACUCAAGUAGUGGUUGCUCCAUCAAUCUUUUUACCAAAAUUAGUUAUCAAUUUGGCGGAUAAUUUAAAUAAUGAUUUCAAAGAAUUGAAACAACUUUUAAUUAAAAUAUUUCCAGCUUGGGAUAAUGUUGAUAAUAUAAGUUUAAGUCAAUUAACUGGUGGUAUCACAAAUAUGCUAUUAUCAUGUGAGUACACAGGAAAUGACCCCACCAAAAAAACCGGUGAUGCUGAGCCGGUGUUGAUAAGAGUUUAUGGUCAUGGAACCAAUUUAAUUAUUGAUAGACAUCGAGAAUUUAUAUCCCAUUUGAUAUUAAAUUCUAUUGGGUUAGCACCACCAGUUUUCGCCAGAUUUAAAAAUGGUUUAGUUUACGGUUAUUUGGAUGGUAGAUCUUUAAAACCAGAAGAAAUGAGUAAAAAAAGUUUAUAUCCAUUGAUUGCUCAACAAUUGGGAAAUCUACAUAAUAAAGUUGAUUACAAAUUAAUUGAACAAGGUAUUGAAAAAAUAAGAGCUUUAAAGCUUGGAAGAAGACGAAGAAGAUCAUCAUCAGCAUCUAUAACAUUCAAAAAGAAACAUCAUCAUAAUUCAUUGAGUGGGACUAGUAGCAGUGCUAGCGGUGCCACUACUGCUAAGAAAAGAUUUAUUUCUAAUAUUUGGGAAUUAUUAGAUGAUUGGAUCAAUAUUGUUCCCAUAAAUCCUGAUUUGAUUGAAUCUUUCCAACAAAACUUAACUAAAGACUCUACCAUCAUUGAUAUUAUUAUUGAUGAAGACAAUUUAAAAGACAUUAUUAAACAAGAAUUUGAAUGGUUACAAACCGAAUUAACUCAAACUAUAAAUUCUCCAAUAGUUUCAUCUCAUUGUGAUUUAUUAUCAGGAAAUAUCAUUAUCCCUAAAAAUUUCCCUCUUGACGAACAAUCAACGACCUCAUCAUCCUCAUUCAAUUUACCAAGUAUUGAAAAUAAUCCAAUAAAAUUCAUUGAUUAUGAAUAUAUGUUACCAGCACCAAGAGCAUUUGAUAUUGCUAAUCAUUUAGCAGAAUGGCAAGGUUUUAAUUGUGAUCGAUCUGCUAUACCGGAACCAUCAAUAUCAAACCCAGUAUUGGUCAAUUGGUGUUGUGGAUAUUUGAAUGAUAUGAAUGCAUCAAAAGAAAUUGUUGAAUCAUUAAUUGAUGAAAUUAAAGCUUAUUAUGGAUUACCAGGAUUUUAUUGGGGGAUUUGGGCCAUGAUUCAAAGUGAAUUAUCAAACAUUGAUUUUAAUUAUCUGAAUUAUGGAAAAUUAAGAUUAGAAGAAUAUUGGCAAUGGAAAAAUGAUUAUUUAAAGAAUAAGUAA